Mytilus trossulus (common blue mussel) is the source of this 1525-nucleotide messenger RNA. RefSeq names its product peroxisomal targeting signal 2 receptor-like. NCBI's taxonomy places the organism in Eukaryota, Metazoa, Mollusca, Bivalvia, Mytilida, Mytilidae. Gene Ontology annotation, cellular component: peroxisomal matrix; cytosol. Gene Ontology annotation, biological process: protein import into peroxisome matrix. The record is from RefSeq and is a predicted model, not a curated record. The transcript has 9 exons. Gene Ontology annotation, molecular function: protein binding. Bases 70 to 1017 code for a protein of 315 amino acids.
UCAUUUGAGGUCAAUAUCUAGGCCGAAAGAUUUUUUUUCGUAAUGUGUACUUUAGGUUAAAAAAUGUAAAUGUCACUUCAAAUUAAAGGGAGGCACGGAUAUUCUGUAGAAUUUUCUCCAUAUUUUCAACAUAGAUUUGCAUGUGCCUCAUCACAAUAUUAUGGAAUUGCAGGGAAUGGUACACUCUUUAUCAUAGACCAGACCCCCAAUGGACUAGUUCCUACUGUAGUGUUUGAUUGGAAUGAUGGCUUGUUUGACGUGACCUGGGCAGAGAAUAAUGAAAAUGUACUUGUAACUGCAUCUGGUGAUGGUGGUAUUGUUGUGUGGGACGCUUCACAACCAAGAGGUCCUAUCAAAGCAUAUAAAGAACAUACUAAAGAGGUUUAUUCAGUACAUUGGAGUCAGACAAGAAAUGAAAACUUUGUUGUAAGUGGUUCAUGGGACAAACUGAUCAAACUGUGGGAUAUUGGGCAAGCACAGUCACUUGCUACAUUUUCAGGACAUGAAUAUAUUGUAUAUUCUGUCAGAUGGUCUCCUCAUAUCCCAGGAUGCUUUGCUUCUGCAUCUGGAGAUCAAACACUGAGAAUAUGGGAUGUCAGAAAACCUGAAUUUCCUUCCAAUGUUAUUCCUGCACACAAUGCUGAAAUCCUUACUUGUGAUUGGUCAAAGUAUGAUCAGAAUAUAGUAUUUACUGGUAGUGUAGAUUGCUCAAUAAAAGGUUGGGACAUAAGAAACUCUAGAGGACCCAUCUGUGAAUUACGUGGACACCAGUAUGCUGUUAGAAGGAUAAAGACUUCUCCAUUUAGUAAAGAUUUAUUGCUGUCCUGUUCAUAUGAUUUUACUGUGAGGACAUGGGAGAUAAGUCACUCUGCUCCUUUAGAGACAAUAGAACACCAUACAGAAUUUGUGUAUGGCAUAGACCAUAAUUUACAUAAUCCAGGACAAAUAGUGGACUGUGGUUGGGAUGAAAUGGUCAAAGUUUAUAAUACUAAAUCAUUAUUGUCAGGUGUCAGAUAACACUGGGACAAAUCAUAGUACUGUGGAUUCAUUAAACUUUGUUGGAUACCAGUUUUUCAUGGAUAUUGUGGUUACAGGGGAACCAUACAUUCAAAUGCUCAGGGAACAACAAAUUAUGCAGACUAUAGCAAAAUUAUGAGAUCAAAUAUCAACAAAAAUGCUAGUUUUCCGCAAUGGAAGAAAAUUGAUACUAAUGAAAAUAAAUGAUUUUAUAUGCAGAGUAAAAGAUAAACAGCAUUUUUGAAAAUCAUGUGUUAAUUCUGUUAGUGUCUGCACUAAUGAUGUUGUCCAUUUGUAUGAAUGAAAAGGAUAUGUUGAAUGUGAUCCAGGUACAAUUUAAGCCAUUUUUUUUUUUAUGAAAUGAAACAAAUAAACAACCAAAAACUUUAUGCUAAACAGAUAAUAUAUUUUGUUGAGUGAUUAUGAUUGAAUGAUAAAAUAAAAUUAUUUAUACAUGUAUAUUAUGUUGUUAAAAUAAUAAUUUGCUUUUCAGGCACUGAACUUUAGU